CGCUGCAGCAUAUCGUAAGGAAAAGGUGGGCAGUGAGUUGUUUCCAAGCACUUAGAGUUAAUUUUAGCGAUGAACUAUUCAUCACGUUUAUUUACUUGAACAUCACUCACUGUAUUUAACAAGAAGCAUAAACUUUGUUUUAAACUGGACCGAUGUUUAUUUCAUAAAUCAGUUGCAUCUGUAUGUGACAAUCAAACCUGAACACUGUGGCAAUCAUCCUUAAAGCGGGUGUUCGCAGAUUACGAGAAUGGAUUUCAUCUCUUUGGCAUUGUGGACUCUUUGCAUUGUUCUGAUUCUCAAAAUUCUGCCGACAGUACGUCGUAAAUAUGUUAUUCGGCAGAAACUUAAGGAUUUUCCCAAAGUCGGUGGACUUCCUUUCUUCGGCAAGAUGUUUGAGAUAAUAAAUAAGCCGGAACACGAACGCAUGAAAGUGAUGGUAUCGUUUAUGGAAAAGUUUAAAGAAGGAAUAUUCGUAGAUUGGAUUGUAACCAAGCCUUUUAUUACUGUGUUUAAGCCAGAGUACUUAGAGCAUAUUUUUCCUAGCACCGUGAACAUCACCAAAGCAGAUAUGUAUGAUCUUUUUAAACCUUGGUUGGGCAACGGACUUGUGACUUCUACAGGACAAAAGUGGUUCCACGAUAGAAGACUCAUCGGACCAACGUUUCACUUUAGUAUAUUAGAUCAAUUUGCUGUGGUACUAUCUGAAAAAGCAGAGAUCCUGACAAAGUGUUUUCAAAGAGAGAUAGAAAAAAAUUCAAGAGAAGCCGUUGAUGUCUUCCCUUUUGUUAUCAGUGCUGCUCUCGAUAUUAUCUGCGAAACGGCAAUGGGUGUAAAUAUGCAUGCUCAAGAAACCAAAACACAAUAUACUUCAGCAGCACAUAAAGCCUCCAGGUUAAUAGUAGAUCGAUCAAUGCGACCGUGGUAUUGGAUUGAUUGGUUGUAUUAUCGACUGCCUGCAGGGAAGGAAUUUAAAUCAGCGCUUAAUACAUUACAUGAAUUCACAAAAGGGGUGAUAGAUCAGAAAAAAGCUGAACGACGAUCGCAAAACCAUACAGAACUCGAAAAUGAAGACGAUGAAUCAAACAUAGGUAAAAAGAAGAGAAAAGCGUUCCUAGAUCUAUUAUUAGACCAGAAUGAGAAAGCUGAUACUCCCUUGACCGAUGAUGAAUUAAGAGCACAAGUUGAUACGUUCAUGUUUGCGGGGCACGACACAACUGCGGUCGCGAUAACCUGGACACUCUUUCUUUUGGGCGAUAAUCUCGAGCACCAAGAAAAAGUUCACGAAGAACUCGAGGAGGUUUUCGGAGAUUCAGAAGAACCAGCCAGUGUAAAAGAGUUGUCGCAACUGAAGUGUCUCGACAGAGUCAUAAAGGAGACACUGCGAAUAUUUCCAAGUGUACCUUUCGUCUCGAGGGAAUUAACGGAAGAAGUAAAAUUGGAUAAAUAUACAAUUCCGAAAGGUGUCCUGGUUACAAUGCCAAUCUAUUUAAUACAUCGAAAUUCGGAGGUUUGGCCGAAUCCAACCAAGUUCGAUCCGGAUCGCUUUCUUCCGGAAAACUCAAAGAACAGGAAUCCGUACGCUUACGUUCCGUUCAGCGCUGGACCGAGAAACUGCAUAGGCCAAAGAUUCGCUCUACUUGAAGAAAAAAUCGUAUUGACUGCUAUUCUAAGAAAGUGGAGGGUGAAAAGCAUGAAAACGCUGGACACGAUUAAGUAUGCUGGCGUUCUCAUUUUGAGACCGUGCGAGGAAGUACACGUACAUUUCACGCCAAAGAAAUAAACAGUUUACCAGCAAAUAUAACAUAUGCUUUUUA
Molecule: messenger RNA, 1814 nt
Organism: Vollenhovia emeryi
Lineage: Eukaryota; Metazoa; Arthropoda; Insecta; Hymenoptera; Formicidae
Product: cytochrome P450 4C1-like
Exons: 12
Coding region: 248-1780 (510 amino acids)
Molecular function (GO): oxidoreductase activity, acting on paired donors, with incorporation or reduction of molecular oxygen; monooxygenase activity; heme binding
Source: RefSeq, a predicted model, not a curated record